Solanum stenotomum is the source of this 3662-nucleotide messenger RNA. Its product is annotated as auxin response factor 5. The record is from RefSeq and is a predicted model, not a curated record. Lineage: Eukaryota; Viridiplantae; Streptophyta; Magnoliopsida; Solanales; Solanaceae. Gene Ontology annotation, molecular function: DNA binding; protein binding. The transcript has 14 exons. Bases 650 to 3442 code for a protein of 930 amino acids. Gene Ontology annotation, cellular component: nucleus. Gene Ontology annotation, biological process: response to hormone; regulation of DNA-templated transcription.
CUUUUUUUUGAAAAAGGGUUUUUAUUUCUAAGCUUAGAAAGAGAGGAAUCAGAAUGAUGACCACUUUCAUCGAAAGGUCGGUUUCUUUUGAUGAUAAAGAAAGUUUUUUUUUUUUUUUUUAACAAAGGUAAUUGAUAGCUAAAGACCCCUCAUGCUUUGGUCCGCGUGCUUUGAUGGAAAAUAAACUGACCCCUCUUGUUUUUUUCUUUAUAUUCUUCCUUAUAAUUUGCAAAAAUUGAAAAAAAGAAGAAAGGAAUUUGCUUUGAUGGGGUGUUGAUGGAGAGUAAGGCCCACUUAGAUUGCAGAGAGAAAGACCCUUUUUGCAGGGUGGGUUUUUGUUCUUUGGUUUUGGAUUAUUUGGGCAUGCUCUCUCCGUCCAAUUAGAUUGUUUUCUUGCAUAAUAACUUAGAUUCUCUCUUUGGUCUUUUAUUCUCCAAGAAAAUGUUGUCAUGUUCUGUAGUAUGUUUUCAUUCCUCUUAAGAAUCAUUCCCUUGACUUGGAAUGUGGGUUGGCAGUUUUGUUAGUUUGAACUAACAAAGAUGUCAUCUUGUUGACUUGCUGAUUGGUGGGUAGUGGGAGUUUUUUUUGGAAAGAUGGGUUCUUUGGUUUUGGUUUUGGGGUUGAUGUAAAGGAAAUCACAGAGGUUUUUAUGGGUUCUGUUGAAGAAAAGAACAAGCCAGGGAGUUUGGUUAGUGGAGCACAUACUCUACUUGAGGAAAUGAAAUUGUUGAAGGGAAUGCAGGAUCAUACUGGAGGAGGAAGGAAGCAUAUUAGUUCUGAGUUAUGGCAUGCUUGUGCUGGCCCACUUGUAACUUUGCCUCAGGUUGGAAGCCUUGUGUAUUACUUCCCACAGGGGCACAGUGAACAGGUGGCGGUUUCCACAAAUAGAACAGCAACUUCACAGAUACCUAAUUAUCCAAAUCUUGCUUCUCAGUUGUUGUGCCAAGUUCACAAUGUUACCCUGCAUGCAGAUAAGGAGACAGAUGAGAUCUAUGCCCAAAUGAGUCUCCAACCUGUGAAUUCUGAGAAAGAUGUCUUCCCCAUUCCAGACUUUGGGUUGAAGCCUAAUAAGCAUCCAACUGAGUUCUUUUGCAAAACUUUGACUGCCAGUGAUACAAGCACACACGGUGGAUUCUCUGUUCCUAGAAGAGCAGCAGAAAAGCUGUUCCCACCCUUGGAUUAUUCGAUGCAACCUCCAACGCAAGAGCUUGUUGUACGAGACUUGCAUGAUAAUACUUGGACAUUCCGUCACAUAUACCGCGGGCAGCCAAAGCGACAUCUUCUCACAACCGGAUGGAGCAUGUUUGUUGGAGCAAAACGCCUUAGAGCUGGUGACUCUGUUCUAUUUAUCAGGGAUGAGAAGUCACAGUUAUUGCUGGGAGUGAGGCGUGCUAACCGUCAGCAAACUUCAUUGCCCUCUUCAGUUCUGUCUGCUGAUAGUAUGCAUAUUGGAGUACUUGCUGCUGCUGCCCAUGCUGCUGCUAAUAGAAGCACAUUCACAAUAUUCUACAAUCCUAGGGCAUGCCCUUCAGAGUUUGUCAUUCCUUUGGCCAAAUAUAGAAAAUCUGUUUAUAACACACAACUGUCAGUUGGUAUGAGAUUUGGAAUGAUGUUUGAAACUGAGGAAUCGGGUAAACGCAGAUAUAUGGGCACUAUUAGCGGCAUUAGUGAUUUGGAUCCACUGAGAUGGCCUGGUUCCAAGUGGCGGUGUCUUCAGGUAGAGUGGGAUGAGCCUGGAUGUGGAGACAAGCAGAAUAGAGUUGGUCCAUGGGAAGUUGAGACACCAGAAAGUCUCUUCAUAUUUCCUUCCCUGACUGCAGGCCUCAAACGACCUUACCAGUCUACCUUUUUGGGAGCACAGACUGAGUGGGACAGUUUGAUGCAGCACCGCCCUUUCAUGCGUGUUCCUGAAAAUGUAUAUGGGGAUCUUCAAAGUUCCUCUAUCUCAAAUCUAUGGUCAGAACAGCUAAUGAAGAUGCUGAUAAGACCUCCUCCUGGCCUUACUGGUCUUCAAUGCGGUGUUCCCUCAGUACAAGACAUUAAGGUUGCGCUACCUCAGGAAGCUAGGAAUGUUAUACAGCCAGCAGGAAACCAAAAACCUGAGCUAAUUACUGUAGAAGCUACACCUGCACAAAGUGAAACAAAUUCGGAAGUCAUCCUUAAUCAACAUGUUGGUGUUGUGAACUCUAUUUCUUCACAACAAGCAACUCUGCAGGCGAAGUCUCAACCUCCAGAAAAAGUAGAAACUGACGUUAUUGGAAAAAGUUCCGAGCCAAGAAAAGAAACUAGUAAUUCAUCAGUUAAGUUAGAUCAGUUUCAGUGUAAUGAAGACAAAGUGACUAUCAAGCCUGCAAGUCCCCAUGAUCUUCCAACUGAUGCGAGUGCGACAGCUUCCCACCAUAACAGCUUUUCUCAAUUACAAGCUAGUCCAUGGCUCAUUCCUCAUAACCCUCAAAUUGAUUCUGCUGGUUCCAACAAUAUCCUUCAAUGCCCCACUACUAAUGAGUGGAAUCUGUCCUCUCUCCAAUCUGCUGCUGGAUUGCUCAGAUAUCCUGUGUCGACCUCCACUUUGACAAACCAUGACAAUUCUUUUAUGCUGCCUGAUACUAUUGGUCAUGGAUUAGCUCCAAUUGGCCAGGAUUUGUGGGAUCAUCAGUUGAAUGAUGUUAAGUGCUUUUCCCAGACAAACCUUCAGGUUCCACUAGACAUAACUAACAUGCAAUUCCUACCUGAUUCUUAUGGUUUUAAAGACCUGUCAGAGGAGAGCCAUAACCAAAGUGAUAUAUAUAGUUGUCUUAACUUUGAUAGCAACAGCGGGAGCACAGUGAUCGAUAAUUCUGUUUCGAGCACAGUGUUAGAUGAGUUCUGCAAUUUGAAGCAUACUGAUUUCCAGAAUCCUUCAGAUUUUCUAUUAGGCAACAUCAGUUCUAGUCAAGAUGUUCAAUCUCAAAUUACAUCAGCCAGCCUGGCAGAUUCUCAGAAUUUUUCUGUACAAGAAUUUGCUGACAACUCGGGUGGUGCAUCAUCAAGCAAUGUAAAUUUUGAUGAAUGUAAUCUUUUGCAGAAUAGCUCAUGGCAGCAAGUUGCUCCACGUGUGCGGACUUAUACAAAGAUUCAGAAGACUGGAUCUGUAGGAAGAUCAAUUGAUGUCUCCGGUUUUAAAAAUUAUGAAGAACUGCGGUCUGAAAUUGAAAGAAUGUUUGGACUUGAGGGGCUUCUGAAUGACACUCGAGGCUCAAGCUGGAAGUUGGUAUAUGUGGAUUUUGAGAAUGAUGUCCUCCUUGUUGGGGAUGAUCCUUGGGAGGAAUUUGUUGGAUGUGUUCGAUGCAUCAGAAUUUUAUCGCCUACUGAAGUCCAGCAAAUGGGAGAGGAAGGAAUGCAGCUACUGAACUCUGCUGGAUUGCAAGGCAUAAAUGGCUCAGCAUCAGAAUUUCCAAACUGAGCUCAAUACAAGUGAUCUAUGAGAGUUCACAGUGAUUGAUCACUAGAGUUGCAUGGAGCAACAUGCAAAUGUAAUGUUGUUGAACAACUUAAGAAGAAGAUGAUUCACUAGGUUUCUGUUAUAUUAGUGUUGUAAUUUAUGAGUGUUGAUGACUCUGUAAGAAAACAGCUUUAGCAUAUUGAACUUUGCCUUCCACGUAUUAGAGUUGUUUUCAGCUGCA